GUUAAACCGACCAAGCUCGAGCUCACCAGCGCGCGGGGCACAAAAGGCCCCGGAUGAUCGGUUGAGGUUAAAAAUGACAAGGAAUUUGUCUAUGGGAAUCUCGAACACAACAAGCCAGUUUUGCUGUCUCUAGCCGGAUAUUUAAGAAGUGGAGCAAGGGAUUCACUUGAUCAUCCUUCAUGCUCGGACUGUGACGAGGGAUUCACUCGAUCUUCUGUCAGACUGGCGUGCCCGUCAUUUUACGCAAGGGCCUACACAUUCACCUGCUCAGAUAGUGGGAAUGGAUUCAGUCGGUCAUUUCAACUGAAGAUAUAUCAGCAGGUUCACACAGGACAAGGCCAUUCAUUUGUCCUGUGUGUGAGAAGGCAUUCAGUUGGUCUUCCCACCUGUGGACACACCAGUCAGUUCACCCUGGGCAGAGGCUGGUCAGCUGCUGAAUUUGUGGGGAAGGAUUCACUCGGUCAUCCGACCUAAUGGCUCACCAGCAAGUUCACACUAGGGAGAGGCCGUUCACCUGCUCAGACUGUGGGAAGGGAUUUACUAAAUCAUCUCACCUAUUGAGACACCAGUCAGUACACACUGGGGAGAGGCCAUUCACCUGCUCCGACUGUGGGAAGGGAUUCGCUUUGUCAUCCCAACUGAAGGUUCAUCAGCGAGUUCACACUGGACAGAGGCCAUUCACCUGCUCAGAUUGUGGGAAGGGAUUCACUUCGUCAUUUGUCCUACUCAGACACCAGCGAGUUCACACUGGGGAGAGGCCGUUCGCCUGCUCAGUGUGUGGAAAGGGAUUCACUCGAUCAUCCCACCUACAAGCACACUCGUCUGUUCACACAAGGGAGUGGCCAUUCACCUGCUCUGACUGUGGGAAGGGGUUCAUUUGCUCAUCCCACCUGAAGGUUCAUCAGCGAGUUCACACUGGUGAGUGGCCGUUCACCUGCUCAGACUGUGGGAAGGGAUUCACUUUGUCAUCCCAAUUGAAGGUACAUCAGCGAGUUCACACUGGGGAGAGGCCGUUCACCUGCUCUGACUGUGGGAAGGGAUUCACUCGGUCAUCUCAUCUACAGAGACACCAGCGAGUUCACACUGGGGAGAGGCCAUUCACCUGCACAGUGUGUGGGAAGCGAUUCACUCGGUCAUCCCACCUACAAGCACACUGGUCUGUUCACACUGGGGAGAGGCCGUUCACCUGCUCAGUGUGUGGGAAUAGAUUCACUUGCUCAUCCCACCUGAAGGUACAUCAGCGAGUUCACACCGGGGAGAGGCCGUUUAUCUGCUCAGACUGCGGGAAGGGAUUCACUUGCUCAUCCCAACUGAAGGUGCAUCAGCUAGUUCAUACUGGAGAGAGGCCAUUCACCUGCUCAGACUGUGGGAAGGGAUUCACUUACUCAUCCCAACUGAAGGUACAUCAGCGAGUUCACAGUGGGGAGAGGCCGUUCACUUGCUCAGUGUGUGGGAAGGGAUUCACUCGAUCAUCCCACCUGCAAGUACACUGGUCUGUUCACACUGGGGAGAGACCGUUCACCUGCUCAGACUGUGGGAAAGGAUUUACUCAGUCAGGUGAACUGAAGGUACAUCAGCGAGUUCACACUGGGGAGCGGCCGUUCACCUGCUCAGACUGUGGGAAGGGAUUCACUUCGUCAUCUCAACUGAAGGUACAUCAGCGAGUUCACACUGGAGAGAGGCCAUUCACCUGCUCAGACUGUGGAAAAGGAUUCAUUUGCUCAUCCAAACUGAUGGUACAUCAGCGAGUUCACACUGGGGAGAGGCCAUUCACCUGCUCAGUGUGUGGGAAGGGAUUCACUUGCUCAUCCCAACUGAUGGUACAUCAGCGAGUUCACACUGGGGAGAGGCCGUUCACCUGCUCAAACUGCGGUAAGGGAUUCAGUCAGUCAUCUGAACUGAAGGUACACCAGCGAGUUCACACUGGGGAACGGCCGUUCACCUGCUCAAACUGCGGGAAGGGAUUCAGUCAGUCAUCUGAACUGAAGGUACACCAGCGAGUACAUACUGGGGAGCGGCCAUUCACCUGCUCAGACUGUGGAAAAGGAUUCACUUGCUCAUCCCAACUGAAGGCACAUAGGCGAGUUCACACUGGGGUGAGGCCGUUCACCUGCUUGCACUGUGGGAAGGGAUUUACUUCCUCAUCCCAACUGAAGGUACAUCAGCGAGUUCACACUGGGGAGAGGCCGUUCAUCUGCUCAGAUUGUGGGAAGGGAUUCACUCAGUCAUCCGCCCUAAUGGCACACCAACGAGUUCACAGUGGGGAGCGGCCGUACACCUGCUCUGUCUGUGGGAAAGGAUUCACUCUGUCAUGCACCCUACAGAGACAUGAGCGAGUUCACAGUGGGGAGCGGCCGUUCACCUGCUCAGAUUGUGGGAAAGGAUUUACUCAGGCAUCCGAACUACAGGCACACCGGUCAGUUCAUACUGGGGAGUGGCCGUUCACCUGCUCAGUCUGUGGGAAAGGAUUCACUUGGUCAACUGAACUACAGGCACACCAGUCAGUUCAUACUGGGGAGAGGCCGUUCACCUGCUCAGUCUGUGGGAAGGGAUUCACUAAGUCAUAUCAACUGAAGGUACAUCAGCACGUUCACACUGGAGAGAGGCCGUUCACCUGCUCAGACUGUGGGAAGGGAUUCAGUUCAUCCUCUCAACUACUGACGCACCAGCGAGUUCACACUGGAGAUAGGCCAUUCACCUGCCCAGACUGUGGGAAGGGAUUCACUCGGUCAUCUCAUCUACAGAGACACCAGCGUGUUCACACAGGGGAGAGGCCAUUCACCUGCUCAGUGUGUGGGAAGGGAUUCACUCGGUCAUCGAACCUACAGAAACACCAGCGAGUUCACACUGGGUAGAGGCCAAUCAACUGCUCAGACUUCGGGAGGAGAUUCUCUGAGCCAUCUCCACCGAAUGUGCAUCAUUGGGUUCACACUGGGGAGAGGCCGUUCAACAGCUGUGAAUGUGGGAAGCGACUCACUCAGUAUUCUAACCUUAUGUAACUCUCGCUUUAGCUGGCAGCUUAAUAUAGGGGGUGAUAGCCCCCCAGCCCGGCCAAUCUUAAGAAAUCUUGUUUGGGUGGAUGCUGCUUGAUGUGUUCCCUGUUACAAAUCAGUACCCUGAAAAAACAAAUGGUACAUAAUAUGCGAUUAAACGUAUGGGCUUUAUAGUUUCUUACUUUGACUAUAGAACGAGUAAAAAAAAUAAUGAAGAAGAAAGGCCCAAUCUCUCCAUUCAUGUCUUCUCAUCGCUCCCCGGCAAAAGACUGCAAAAAUCUCUCUUCCAGACUCCCAAGAAAGAACAACAUUUCUCCCAUUGGAUAGCCCUGCAUUCCAAAACCCUGUUCUCUCUAGUCGUAACCUAAACAUUGCUGCUACAGAGAAACCAUUACCUCAGCAGUGAUACAUUGCAGAGAGGCCAUUCCAUUAGCAGUGAAACCUCACAGCAUGUUAUACUUGUGACAUAGUGCUGGAAUGUUUCAAUAAGCUGCAUGCUGGAUAUUUGUCCAUCACCGUUGCUGAAUGCUAUUUCGAGAGUGACUGUCGGUGCUGAACUCUGCAGUUAUUGCUGCUGCUCACCACACCCAGUCUGCACCCUGGUCACUGGGCAUGGGAGCAGUUUCUUCUGUUGUAUAUUCACCUUUAUUGGGACUGGAGUUUAACGUAGACUGGAGUGGAGAGCGGCCAGUGAAGGAGUGGGGCUUUGAGGCUUUGGCUCGAGAGGUUUUGGCAGUUUUGGCAGUUGGAUUGUGCAAUCAUGUCAAUCAAGAUUUGAAUAGCUCAGAAUGCAGCUGAUUGGGCAAUCGAGGUCAGGUGACCAAGCAAUUUGAUUGGGCAAUCGAAAAUUGAAAAGCUCAACAAACAAGUAAAGAGAGGGGUAGCUCAAGCGGAGCGGCCAGUGAGUGAGUGGGCCAGUGAAGGAGUGGAGCUUUGAGGCUUUGGCUCGAGAGGUUUCGGCGAGCAAAGGCAGAGGACGAGCUUGCUCCCAGUAAGGUAAGGCCGGUCGGAACGCGUUGAACACGAUGUUUCACGGUGGGGUCGGCAUAUCGAUUAAGGGAUUGAAGAAACAGAAGCAACAUUGAAAUAACUACAAGGCCAUGGUGUAGAAACAAGAAUUAUUCACAGCAGAAUGAAAUAAGAACAGCAAAUUGGGAGAACAGAGUAUUAGUCCAGUCUGCCGGAGAGAGGAAAUGACUGAGCAUGCAGUCGGUUUCAAGAACAAGAGUCUCCUGCAGUCGGUUUAUGUUAUAAUUGUGAGAUGGACAGUGCACCGAUGAAUGACGAUGGCUGGAUCGAGCAGGGCAUUCAGCGUCUUAGAGUCCUAUGGCAAACAGACCAUUCGGCCCGGCAUCACUCUACACGCUAUUCGUUACUCUACUACAUGGAGCCAAUUGAACAGCACGUGAUCUGUAACUUCUAGUGAUUUGAAAAAACCACCUCUUAAAUGUUGAAUGAAGAUAAUCAAAUUAAAUAAAUUCAUUAAUUAAUAUAAAUAAGUAAUUAAAUUUAUAAUUUGAUCGAAGUAAAACCAACCGAGGCAGAGCGUUUCCUGUUCCAGCAUCGUUGAUAUGAAUACAUUUCAUCUCAGCCAUUCUAAAUUGCUACAUUCACCGUGUACCUGCUCUCUUAUGUUUGCCGAUUCUGUCAUAUAUUUCUUAAUGUGUACUACACCAUGAAUCUAUUCGAGUUAUGUCCCACUCAUAAAUAAUAUAAUAUUCAUUUCGAGUUCCUUAUGAUAACUUCAGUCUUGUGUCUAUGUUGUUCUGUGCAGCACUAAGCGAGUUUGUGAAUAGGAAUGCGAGGGAAGGUCAAGGUUCACAUUUGGAAUAAUCCAAAUUCCACAUUGCAGCAUCCGGGUGAUUGAUGACUUCCCGAGAAUUUGGCGUCACUGGUUACGUCACAGCUCAGCCGGGAAUGUUCCGCUCGUCAGGGACAGGGUGGGCGGAAGAGUUUGCCUCAGUGUUGCAAGACACCGUGUCCUAUAUUGCACUCGUCAGUGCUGAAGACAAAGAUGAAUGGAGGAGAAUGGGCAGCUGAUGGUUAAUAGAUUGAUAUUACACUCUGAGCACAUCAAUUGGAGAUGUUGGAAUCCUGGGAACAGUAGAGUACAGUAACAAGCCCUUUGACUCACUACUUCUGCGCUGAACAAGAUACCGAAUGAGAUUAAACUCUGAUGACUGUACAUGACCCAUCUCCCCUCAUUCACCGCAUACGCGUGUGCUUUGAUUCAAUAUUAACCGUUAUGGGAGGCUAGAGGUUAUAUCUCAAAAGAGGCAAACCAGUACCAUCAGCUCCCAUGUUGAAGUAAAUAUUUGAGAAGGGAAGUGGAAACACUUACGGAUUAAACAAAAAGGUGAAGGUUCAGUUACAGAUUCUCCCGGAAGGGAGCAGGAAGGCUAGCGAUUUAGCCAAGCCAGAAUCAGGCUGGGUGGUGAAAAAGAAUCCAGGUGUAGGGGUAGGGAUGACAAGAAACCAGCAAACUCUGUACAUAUAGACUUAGUCAUGACACAGCAAAAGGAUCAGGAUUUGGCAAAGGUAAAAGGAAGAGAGGAAUCUGAAGAGUUUU
Mobula hypostoma (lesser devil ray) is the source of this 5562-nucleotide messenger RNA. RefSeq names its product zinc finger protein 850-like. Gene Ontology annotation, molecular function: RNA polymerase II cis-regulatory region sequence-specific DNA binding; DNA-binding transcription factor activity, RNA polymerase II-specific. Lineage: Eukaryota; Metazoa; Chordata; Chondrichthyes; Myliobatiformes; Myliobatidae. Gene Ontology annotation, biological process: regulation of transcription by RNA polymerase II. The coding region runs from base 474 to 2855 and encodes 793 amino acids. The record is from RefSeq and is a predicted model, not a curated record. The transcript has 4 exons.